Salmo salar (Atlantic salmon) is the source of this 1429-nucleotide messenger RNA. RefSeq names its product retinol dehydrogenase 14. The record is from RefSeq and is a predicted model, not a curated record. Lineage: Eukaryota; Metazoa; Chordata; Actinopteri; Salmoniformes; Salmonidae.
UGUUUCCACGCAUGCGCAUUUACACAUUGUCUGUGAGCUAGCAACUGGCUAUUAAUAUAUAUUGAAAUACGUUAUUGGAGCAGUUUUUAUUUUAUUGUUUGGUAGGGAAAUGGGAAUUCGUUAUGAACUGUUACUAAGACGAAUCAUUUAUAUGUACGCCAUGGAUGUAUCGUGUCUGAUGUCGACCAGAAUGCUAACUACAGUUUACUAGCCUCUAGCUAGUUUUCAGUUCAUUCAUUGACGUCUUUGCAAGAAGAGCGUCCAUGAUUAUUUUAUGUGGCUAACCAGCUCGCUUGAAAAAAUGUAUAUUUUGUUCACGAUUAUUACUUCAUUAGUUUGCUAUUUGAUUUUGAAAUGGAUGAAAAUGAGGAGGUAUUGCACGGACUUGAAAAGACUGGAUGGGAAAACAGUUGUCAUUACUGGUGGCAAUGCUGGCAUCGGCAAAGAGACGGCGGUUGCUUUGGCGAUGCGAGGUGCCCGUGUCAUCAUAGCUUGCCGUGACGUGGACAAGGCUGAGAAGGCGGUGAGGGAGAUCAAGAUCAGGGGUCACAACGUUAACGUCCAUCACAUGGAGCUGGAUUUGGCCAACAUGCGCUCCAUACAAGACUUCUGUAAGACCUUCCUUCAGAGAGAGAAGAGGUUGGACAUCCUCAUCAACAAUGCUGCCAUGCCCAGCGUGCUGGACUGGACGGAGGACAACUUCAGCAUGUGUUUCGGUGUGAACCACCUCGGCCACUUCCUGUUGACCAACCUACUGUUGGGCCGCCUGAAGGAUUCGGCCCCCAGCCGCGUGGUCACGCUCACCUGCUCCAACUACAAGUACCAGAAGUUAGACUUCCAGGACCUCAACUAUAACCUGCUGCCCUUCUUCACCUACUGCCGCAGCAAGCUGGCCAACAUCUACUUCAGCCAGGAGCUGGGUAGAAUGAUGGAGGGCAAAGGAGUGACGGCAUAUGCUGUGCACCCUGGCUAUGUUCAGAGCAGUUGGACAGAUCACUACUCCAUCCUGUUCCGUAUGCUGGUGCAGGUGAUCAUGUUCAUGUUUUUCGUGCCGUGUGAGAUGGGCGCUCAGACCGUGGUCUACUGCGCCGUGUCGGACGAGGCUGCCAAGCACAGUGGGGGAUACUUCACCGACUGCCAGCCCACCACGCUGAGACCUUUCGCCAGAGACGCCGGUGUGGCCAAAAAACUGUGGGAGGCCAGCGAGAGACUGGUCAAACUGGCCUGAGAAAGGAUGAAGGCUUCGUAAGGCUUGUAGACAUUUUUAUCCUGGAAUACUCACUGAAUAUCACUCUGUUUUACUAGUGUUGUUUUUAAACAAAAACAAUGGUUAAGGGGUAUGAUAUUCAGUUUUGGAUUUCCAGUCCAGGAGUGUUUUCCAGGUUUGUUGAAAUAUUAAUGACUCAAAUAAAAAAUACAUUCCCUCACA